AUGAGCGAAUUUGCGCCGCCCUCUGGGCCACCUCCUCCAAAAGUUCCAGAAGGAUAUAAAGCAAUUUGGAACGCUGAAUACAAAGAAUGGUUCUACGUCAACAUCUACACGAAAAAGUCGCAAUGGGAUAAGCCUACCGAACCAGCUUAUGCCCACGACGAGAGCGCUCCCUUAGGCCCCCCACCAGGAUAUCAAGGUGGAGGUGCAGGUGCGGGCGUAAUGGGCGACACCAAAGGCAAUCCCUACGACACUCACAAUACACAAUCAUCAACUGAAUCCGACGCCGCAUUGGCAGCGCGCUUACAAGCCGAAGAAGAUGCUCGCGCCGGCAGCUCAAGUCGCGGCAACGCCUCAAAUGAUUAUUACAAUCUAUCGUCAUCGCCUGGUCUCGGACAAGGAUACAACAGUCAACAAUCUCAACAACCAAGUUACGGACAACCGGGAUACAAUAGUCAAACUCAAUAUGGAGGACAGCCGCAGCAGAAUUACCAAGAUCAAUCGCUCCCUGAACGAGACCAGAAGAAAUCAGGCGGUUUUCUGGGGAAGUUGUUGAGUAAAGCAAGUGGUGCGAAGACGGGCGGCGGGUUCGGGUCGCAUGGUGGUGGAUAUCCUCAGCAGCAACAGUAUGGAUCUCAUGGAGGAUAUCCUAAUCAAGGGUAUCCUCAACAAUACCCGCAGCAGCAGUUUGGUGGAGGUGGUGGGUUUGGUAGACCUGGGUACGGUGGUGGUGGGUAUGGUGGUGGAUAUGGCGCGCCAAAGAAGAGUGGUAUGGGCGCUGGUGGUGCGGCUGCACUAGGUGUUGGUGGUGGUUUGGUAGGUGGUAUGUUGUUGGCUGAUGCGAUGGAUGAUCAUGAUGAUCAUGAGUAUCAGGAGGGAUACCAAGAUGGUGCCCAAAAUGAUGAUUAUGGAGGUGGAGGCGACGAUUUCGGUGGAGGUGAUGAUGGCGGUGGUGAUUAA
This is a messenger RNA of Glarea lozoyensis ATCC 20868, 957 nucleotides long. RefSeq names its product WW. The transcript is spliced from 3 exons. Bases 1 to 957 code for a protein of 318 amino acids. Lineage: Eukaryota; Fungi; Ascomycota; Leotiomycetes; Helotiales; Helotiaceae. The record is from RefSeq and is a predicted model, not a curated record. Gene Ontology annotation, molecular function: protein binding.